Molecule: messenger RNA, 1956 nt
Organism: Miniopterus natalensis
Lineage: Eukaryota; Metazoa; Chordata; Mammalia; Chiroptera; Miniopteridae
Gene: PMM2
Product: phosphomannomutase 2
Biological process (GO): GDP-mannose biosynthetic process; mannose metabolic process; protein N-linked glycosylation
Cellular component (GO): cytosol
Molecular function (GO): phosphomannomutase activity
Source: RefSeq, a predicted model, not a curated record
CGGGCCGAGUUCCUGGUGCGGGCGGGUCACGUCAGGUGAGGCAGUAGGGUCUGGAGACAUGGCGGCGCCCGGCCCAGCGCUCUGCCUCUUCGACGUGGACGGGACCCUGACGGCCCCGCGGCAGAAAAUUACCAAAGAAAUGGAUGACUUUCUACAAAAAUUGAGGCAGAAGGUCAAAAUUGGAGUAGUAGGAGGCUCGGACUUUGAGAAAGUGCAGGAGCAACUGGGAAAUGAUGUGGUUGAAAAAUAUGAUUAUGUGUUUCCAGAAAAUGGCCUGGUGGCAUACAAAGAUGGGAAACUCUUGUGUAAACAGAAUAUUCAAGGUCACUUGGGUGAGGCCCUAAUCCAGGACUUAAUCAACUACUGUUUGAGCUACAUUGCGAAAAUUAAACUCCCAAAGAAGAGGGGCACUUUCAUUGAAUUCCGAAAUGGGAUGUUAAAUGUGUCCCCUAUUGGAAGAAGCUGCAGCCAAGAAGAACGCAUUGAAUUCUAUGAACUCGAUAAAAAAGAAAAUAUACGACAAAAAUUUGUAGCAGAUCUGCGGAAAGAGUUUGCAGGAAAAGGCCUUGCGUUUUCCAUAGGAGGCCAGAUCAGCAUUGAUGUCUUUCCUGAUGGAUGGGACAAGAGGUACUGCCUGGGACAUGUGGAAAAUGACGGCUAUAAGACCAUUUAUUUCUUUGGAGACAAAACCAUGCCAGGCGGGAAUGACCAUGAGAUCUUCACAGACCCAAGGACCAUGGGCUACAGUGUGAUGGCACCCGAUGACACGCGCAGGAUCUGUGAAGAGCUCUUCUCCUAAUGCUCCUUCCCAUGGGAGAGGAGGGAGGCCCAGCUGACAAGCCUAAAAGGGUCAUUUGGUGGCCAAGCCCGGAUCCCUCCCUCCCAUGCCCACAGGACAUUCACGACUAUCCAACCCAGGACAGAAAUUUUAAAACCUGAAAUGCAAUACCUGCUGAGUGUCAGCUUGGUGGGAGCUUUGAGACCAGGGCACUGUUAUCAGACAGUGUGAAGCUAAGUGACUGUGUGGCCUCUGUUUUCCCACCUCACUUCCUGUUUGAGAGCCACAGACCUUGGCGUGGCCUGUGGGUGGCUGGCUGGCCAAGACAACUCUCCUGAAGGAAUCUGCACCUCUGCCGGCUUAGUACACAGGUUAGCUCAGUGUUCACUGCACAUUAAGGAGCUGGUUCUCUGUCCAUCAAGAUGGGAGGAAAUAGGUCCCAACAGGCCUGUUGAGAGUCGGCUCUGAGCCCAGGUUCAGAGACUAAUUUGGGUGUCACACUUCACCAAAGAGCCUUCUCACUGGACCUGGCUGGGCUUCCUGGGGGCCUGAUUUGCCUCAAGUUUCUCAGGGAUUGGGUGGGUGAAAGCCACAAUAAUGAACAGAACAGAAGCUGCCCUAUUUCUCAGCAGGUCUUUGAAUAAAUAAGCACGUGGACCCUGGCCCUCACCCAGACAGCCUCAAGGCUAGGAGCGGCCAUGGUUUGCUUGGGGCCCUCCCUUCCUCCUACCCAGGUUCUCCAAAUUCCUUGUGAAAUGGGAAGGCAUCUCCAGGCCCUAAUCCAGAACAGGGUGGAGACAGCUUUCCCCGGCAACAGUUAACAUGUACUUCUUAGCAUCUGGAAACGUUGGGACCGUGAGCCUGCCACAGAUUGGUGCAGGGGCCGGGGUUUCGACCUGAAUCCAUGUGCUUUGCACCCUCCACCUUCCUGCCCCACCAGGUGCUUUCGUCACAGAGGAACCUGGUUUCCCCCAGACCUGGCCCCGGGCUUCUCUCAGCUCUGGGUCAGUCUGCCUGCCCCCAUUUACCACACGGUUGACAAUUCUUAACUGUUCCCAGGAUGUGCCAUCCGGUGGCAUCUUCCCUUGUUGAAGUAUUUUGCAAAUGACCUUUCAAAGGUAUUUUGUAAUGACCUUUCAAAAUGAAAAGUAGCAAAUUAAAUUGAUUUUAUUGUUUCU